This is a messenger RNA of Ceratina calcarata, 2033 nucleotides long. Its product is annotated as CB1 cannabinoid receptor-interacting protein 1. The record is from RefSeq and is a predicted model, not a curated record. Lineage: Eukaryota; Metazoa; Arthropoda; Insecta; Hymenoptera; Apidae. Gene Ontology annotation, molecular function: type 1 cannabinoid receptor binding. Gene Ontology annotation, biological process: negative regulation of signaling receptor activity. The transcript is spliced from 2 exons. The coding region runs from base 260 to 760 and encodes 166 amino acids. Gene Ontology annotation, cellular component: plasma membrane.
UCGCGUGUCAGAAUCGCGUUACGUCCACGGUGCCGUAGUUCAGUAAGCGUCGCGACGCCCACCGCGCACGUUGCAGCGUGCACCCGUCCUGCCGCGUCCUGUUCUCAGGGAGUGCGCCAAAUUUAGGGGUGCUCUUUCGAGUUCUAACAUCGAAGCCUCACCGUGCAAUUCAAAUAAAUUCAAGAACACCAAAAAAGACGCCUCGCGUUAUUCUUUUAUUUUUUUUCAUUUUCCUUUCAAAGUUAAAUUAUGGGGUCCGAUGGGUGCUGAUGGACAUUUCCGGGUGACCUUGUCCCUCAGGAGGGAACCAGGUGCCGGUCCAGUUUACUGCAAGAUGGAAACAUCGGCGAGAUUUCGGCAGUUAAAGACCGUCAAACUGAGCUGCGAGGCAACGUAUCGGCUCGACAUCAGCUUCAAACCGCCGCAACUAUUGGAAUCCCUCAGCAUUGGUGGUAAACAAGUGGAAACGAUCGAGCGUGCACGAGACGGGACAGCUUGUGCCUACAGUGCUUAUCACAGCACGAAGGGUAUACCUGCGAGUUCUCGUGGCCACCGUGAAGAAUUGCCCAUUGCCAUGCGUGUCCUGGGCUCCGGUUAUCUCAGCACUUGUUUGCAGAUCAAGUACUACCGGCAAGAUGAUCAGAGCCACUGCGAAUGGGGUGCCAGAUUACACUGCAUCGAGCUAGACUGUUCUAGCGUUGAAGGUAGAUUAGUCACUGUAGACCGGGAGACUUACAGAAAACUCGGUAUAGAAUCCUAGCAGUCUGUAGGCGUUAAUGUUAUGAAAGCUAUUACAUAACGAUAAAUGAUAUAUUCGUUUUUUCCACGAUCGUACGAUCGCGGCUUCUUCUUGUUCAUACUAAUCGGUUCAGUUUGUAAUUGAAAUCGUUCGAUCAGAUUUGUAUGGAAUUUCAACACGGGAAACGUAUGUAUGCGGUAGAAUAUCGAGUUUCUUCGUACGAGAACGUAAUAAAGUAACGUGAAUGGUUCUGACAAGUUCCGUGACAUUGAGGGAAGUAAAGGAAGGCGUUCUGUGGCAUAUCGAUCGCUUUUUACAGCAAGAAAAUCGGAAUCAAAUGUUAUAACUCCUUUUGGUCCCUUAACGAUUAAAUGAAUAAUUGUUAUUAAACGCUCGUCCGAAACAUAAUUUCAACAUAUUUUUCUAUAUUAACAAAUACAAGUUUUUACAUGUAUAUGUAUGUAUGUAUCAAAAGUAUACAUGUACAUAUAUAUAAUAUAAAUUGAUAUAACAGACAGAGUCAAAUAAAAAGACAAUUGUAUUCUGUUUCUAGAAUUGCGUUUGCGAGGAUUUUUAAUAGAUAAUACUCGUUAAGGUAUCGAGUAAGAAAAUACAUUAUAUAAGGAUUUAUUAAUGUAUUAUAGACGCUAAUGAAUGACGAUGAAACUGCGUUCAAACAUGUUCAUAAAUAAAUUAUAAUUGACAAAUAUUCGGAUGUAAAUUUCUCGCGCGAUAAGUUGAUAGAACAAAAGAAAGAAAGAACAUUAUAAAUGUGUUGUAACUAAAUGAAAGUCUAACGUAACUUUAGUACGAGUCGCCGAUCGAUUAGACUAUUAUUUUAGAGGAGCUGCGAUUUAAUCUCGGAAUUUCCAAGUCGUUUUCGUCGACGGGAAGGGAAGUUUAUACAAUCUAAUGUAUUUAAACACGAAACUUACAGCACAUAAUGGUAAUUUGUAUGACGUGUUAUUCGAGACGCGGUGAACUAUUAAUGCUACCGCAUAAUUACCGCUACAAUUACUGUUCGCAUUACCUGUUGUGUUCCGUUCAAGUAUGAAAUAUUUAAUUUCCCGUUCAGUUGAACAAGUUCUAUACUUUCUUUUCGAGAACGCGAUUAAAAGACGUCAAAAUUAUACACAUAAUUUCCUUAUUGUUACGAAAUUAUUGUAAUAGGUAAUGAUACAGCUAGAUCUUUUUCUGGGAUGUAUUAAAUGCGCCGUUAUGCGAAUAUUGUAUGUACAUUAUUUAUUUAAAUAUUUGUAAUAAAAAAGCUUAUGUAUAUUCAGAAAUUGUAUAU